This is a messenger RNA of Uloborus diversus, 987 nucleotides long. RefSeq names its product venom peptide SjAPI-like. The record is from RefSeq and is a predicted model, not a curated record. The coding region runs from base 230 to 814 and encodes 194 amino acids. Lineage: Eukaryota; Metazoa; Arthropoda; Arachnida; Araneae; Uloboridae. The transcript has 4 exons.
ACUAUCAGAUACUUUCCCCAAAUAAACAUUAUCUUUUUUUUAAAGAUGAUAAGAAAUUUCAGACGGCUUGUCAGCGAUAAAAAUUAUAAAGAAAAUUUAAAUAUCAAUGCGCAUUUCAUUGCUACAUUUGCAGAUCUUUUCAGAUUUUAACAGACUUAGAAUUUAACUCUGUUACAUAAGUCGGGAAACGAAUUCGCAAUUUUUACAUAACUUUUUUCUAACUUCUAACAUGUUGGCUUCAGCGAAUUCUCUCCUUUUUCUUUUGACUACCCUUUCUCCAUUGAAUGAGACUCCUGAGACUACUACAAUAUCCGAUUCAGAGUGCAUUUCAACGGAAUCUUAUUCAUUAGACUUAGAGCCAUGUCCUACAAACACUCAUUCAAUCAACCCGAUGGAAUGCCCACGGAAUGAACAUUAUGAGCAUUGUGGAAGAGUUUGUGAAACUGAUUGCGACAACAGCCCAUGUCCAUUGAACUGCUGCGUGGAAGGCUGCUUCUGCAACGAUGGUCUCAUAAGAGGUCCCGAUGGAACAUGCAUUCCACCUGCAGCAUGCCCUGAUUCAGCCAAAGGAACCACAGAUGAUCGACGCUGCCCUGAGAAAAAUGAAUAUUUCUCAACAUGUGGCAGUGCUUGUCCAGAUAACUGUUGGAAUUAUGAUGACAAGGCCCGGCCAUGCAUUGCUUUAUGUGUGGAAGGCUGUUUCUGUAAGCCUGGUUAUGUCAUAGGACCUGAAGGAGAUUGCAUUCGUCCUAGACAUUGUCCUAAGCAUUCGGAGUCAUUUCCUAUUCAACGAUCUACUUAUUUUGGAGAUUGAUCCCUUUUGUUGAUGAGAACUGCGUUUUAAGAAGAUCAAUAAGAAGAAAAAAUAUUCUAAAAUAAACUACUUUUUUUUUCUUAAGUGGAAACUAACUGUGACAGAGAAAAAAAAUGGAGAGAAAAAAAAGGAGAAAUAAUCAUUGAUGAUAAAAUCUUGUUUUAUGUAUUGUA